Molecule: messenger RNA, 3383 nt
Organism: Hyposmocoma kahamanoa
Lineage: Eukaryota; Metazoa; Arthropoda; Insecta; Lepidoptera; Cosmopterigidae
Exons: 9
Coding region: 1167-2264 (365 amino acids)
Source: RefSeq, a predicted model, not a curated record
GCGAAAGAAUGACGCAGCCAUUUCCAUUUUGUAUGGUAAAGUGAAAAUGGCGGACUGAGCUCAAGUAGGUCUAAGGAGAUCUAAUGUUGGCAAGCGUCGUACGCUCCUUAACCACUUCUACUGUAUUUAUUGUUCUGUGCAAUUAAGUCUACUACUACGUGUCCGAAGAAUUGAGGUCAUCAAUAAGCUUUAACAUAGGGGACAUUAUCCAGAUCACCCAGGGAGGAACAAUUUUUUUUCUAAUCUGUCCUCAGUUUGUUUAGUAGCUGGGUCAUCGUCAUCGAUGCGAUAAUGUGCGUGAAAGUUCACUACGGAAUCUAAACAGACAAAUACCGAUAUCUUCAGUGAAGGUUACACCGGCCGAUCAAAGCAUAUAUGUAUAUAUGUGAGUCAGUUUUCCGGUCACGGACCAUGAAAACGCCGAUGCCCGCGAAGCGACAGCUGCCAAUGUACCAGAUGGCUGAAGAAGGACCAAAAGUGUUAAAGCGUCGCGACGGAAUCGCCGCGUACGGGGAUGCGGAUGCCCGCGGGCAAUCUUGGUACAGCGACACAAGGUUUUCAGAGGAACAGUCAUACUCGGGCCUGGAUACCUCAGGCUCACUUUCCAGCUUGGACAUUUCAACAGAUUCAAAAGAGAAGGACAAGCAAGUAACACAUUCUGACAAAGGGUCUUCUGACGAAACGAAUGAACUGGAACUUAAGAAGCAGCGGUACCGGCAGUGCGUGUCAUGUCCUGAGGACAUGCUUAAGAAAUACACCAACGUGGGUAUCAAUUGGAUUUGCGGCGCGUACCAGCGCGCUCGCCGCACUUUCAAGAGCGAGUGCAUGAUGCGUUAUCGUAACUGCCAGGACGGCACUAUGUUCGUCCAGAUAUCCCACAAUCGAUGCAAGGCGGACGAGUACCACGGCCGUCACUUCUUCUAUUUCUAUGGAGUGUAGUCCUGCAUCGCGACUCCACAGUAUUGUUUGAUUUAUAAUCAAGUAUAGAGAUGAUUGACAUCUCUCCAAUAAACACUUUCUACGGAUGCAUUUUUAUUUAUUAACAAAACCGUGCUCAAAAAGGUGAUGUGGUAUUUGCUUUGAGCACUUCCAGUUUAACCGAAGUGGCAAACAGCCUCACGCCCGCACACGCGAGCGCUCUCCUACAGCGGCGGCGUUCCGGGCGCAUGCGCAUUGACCAAUGGCUGGCUGCAAGGCGCACGCACGUCGCCCGCAGCAAAGCAACGGACAUUCCCCGGUCCACAUCAUCAGACAGUGACAAUAAAAAAGACGAAGAUACCAUUGAGGACACGGAGUUCCCGAUGUCCAAUUCAGGAGAUGAUUCUCAUGGUUCACACAACGGCCAGCGUAAUAAAUACUGGCCUGUGUCCACCGAAGAGCGGAAAGGCUGGAGGAAAUGGCACCGCAAGUGCAAACCGUGCCCUGACGUGCUGCACAAGCAGUGGUCAGAUCCCACCAUCGAGUGGAUCUGCGGUGCGUACCAACGCGCACGUCGCACUUUCAAAAGCGAAUGCAUGAUGCACCACCGCAACUGCCAAGAUGGAACUAUGUUCGUCAAAAUAUACGACCGCCGAUGCAAGGACGAUGAGACUGGGAGAUUCGGCGCCCACUUCUUCUACGAGUACGACGUGAAAUCGACGGAAGAAAAAGAUGGUGAGGCAUCUAACAUGAAUGAAGAAUUGAGCACGUACGAAGAAGAAAGGCGGGCGCUGAAAAGACGAGCAGGGGUCUCCGUUCCAUCAGUCAGAACUACUAACAGCAGCAUCGCAAUGGACCCUCAGAACGCGUCUAAUAACGUCACCACGACGAAUGUGAAUAUACUGACUGAGGUCGUGAAUCCUACCAGUAAGAUUCUUCAAAUUAAAAGAUAUUCAAGAAAAGUUAGAGAUGGCAAUGCGCGUCGUCUAACCAGCAACAGCACCAGUGCCUACUAUCGUAAUAAGGUCGUUAAAGACUUUGCCACAUACAACCAUCACAGCUCUCGGAGUGCGAAACUCAAAAGCGUUGCAAAUGUCACGCGGCGCAUGUACUCGUAUAAUGGAGGCCUGGACAAGGCCAUCCGCGCCGUCAGCAAUUUCGGCUUAUCACUUCUUGAAUUCACCGCCCACUACAACAGCGUCGGGCACACUGAAUUGGCUGUUCAGCAUUUGAAGCCACAAAAGAACAAACAUAAUCGUAUUACGACUGAUCACGUGAAAUCGACGUCGCCAAACUUCUCAUCACCGCGCACUACGCUAGUACAUAGUUACCCUUCUUCGCCAUAACCCAUUAUAUGUCUCACCGCUGAGCACCAGUCUCCUCUAUCCUAAAUUAAAUAUAAUUGGAAUAAUUAAUUAUAGUUAGUUAUUUAAUAUGUAAUCAAUUAUUUUAAGACAUUAAUGAUAUAAUAAGGUACUUAAUCGUUUUUGACGUGCAUUCAAAUUCUGGUUAUUCAAGCGUGUAUAUUUACAAAUAAUUGUACUGAGUCAUGUAUAUUACUUUUAAUUUGUAUCUUGAAAGAGCAAUACUAGAAGAUGUGUUCUUUAAGAGUGCAGUGAUCGAAACAAAUGCGUACAAAAACAAUUUUAUUAUAACCCUGACGUGGAGAUUUAAUCUCGUUAGUUUUACCCUAGCUCUUAACUUGUGUUUGAAUCUUAAACCUUUAUUUCGUUUCUUUAAUAAAUACAUUUUAAAAAUAUCUAUGAUCAGGAAAAUCACAGACAGCUAAAUGCGUUUUUUUUUUUCGCGUAUCCACCGAUUGUAUGAGAUAUAAUUUCGAAGGUUAGUACGGGUUUCAUGCAUACUUUUUUUUAUUUUUCCCUUUUCCCUGUCUCAGGUAUAUUGUCAUGUUUACAAAUACACAUCUAUGGCAACUAUGAAGCACAAUAUAUUUUAUAGAGGUUCAACUAAUUAAUACUAACCGACGCAAUGGUCACAAGUUUCAUAUUAAUGAAAAAUUGUAUGUUUACAAAAUACAUCAAGAUAGAGAUUUCGAAAGCGAAAUAGUUAAUCGUAGAUUUCGUACAGAACUGUUCGCGCUCGAAUUGGACCAAUUCCAUAAACACACGUUUGCAUGUAAUCGAAAGAAUUGUCGGAGCACGCGACCCAACACGCGUUAACCUGUAUCACGGACGUAAAACGAAAAUUGAAAAUAUAUAAAAGCGAUUCAGUUCAAUUUACGAUUUUGGACGAUCACUUGUGGUUCAACCCUUUGUGCGUAAGCGACGUCCAUGAAUAUGUCAUUGUCGGUUGUCAGGCUGGUACUCGUUUUGGCAGUGGGCGACCUAGCGAUUGACAUGAGCAACAGCAGCCUGCUGGUGGAGGCAAAGCCGCAAAGAACCGCUGUCAUCGCCACCGAAAAAAUUUCGACCCCGAAGACACACCAUCCAGAACGCUCCACGUCC